GAGCCUAAACCUAGACUAUAUUUUUAGCCUAUCUCUCUCUACAUCAGAGUCUAAAUCUGGGAUUCCUCCUCUUCCAUUCCCAUCUGUCCUGACAAUUCUAGUCACUUGCUCUAGCAGACCUGUCCAGAUCUGAAAAAACAUGUCUGAAAACACUACAAAAGAAACUCAAAUAUCAGGGGAAUUCCAAAGUUUACAGUCAUCGUAUAGACUGAAUGGAAGAAACUAUCUAAAGUGGUCACAGAUAGUAAAAACUUUUCUAAAAGGAAAGGGAAAGAUUAAUCAUUUGAUGGACAAUCCUCCUAGUCCAGAAGACCCAAAGUUUACACUUUGGGAUGAAGAAGACUCCAUGAUUAUGUCAUGGCUAUGGAACUCUAUUAUGCCAGAAAUUUGUGGGCCUUAUAUGUUUCUAGUUACAGCAAAAGACAUAUGGGAUGCAGUGAGACAAACCUACUCUAAAGUGAAGGAUGUUGCGUUAAUCUAUGAGAUUAAGAUGAAGCUUUCAAUGACCAAACAAGGUAAUAUGAUGGUUAUUGAAUAUUACAAUACUAUGAAAAGUUUCUGGUUGGAAUUGGACUAUUAUCAGGAUUUUAAGAUGCAGUGUAGUGAUGAUGCUGUGAUUUUAAAGAAUUAUGUAGAAAGAGAAAGGAUCUUUGAAUUUCUUGCAGGACUCAACAUAGAAUUUGAUCAAAUGCGAGUCCAAAUACUUGGAAAGGAAUCCCUGCCCUCACUCAAUGAGGUAUUUUCAGUAAUAAGAGCUGAAGAAGGAAGGAGAACUGUGAUGCUUGAGGUCCCAAAUACUGAAGGUUCUGCUAUGAUGAUAACUAAUAGAAAAAACCUAAGUGAUGCUAGCAGAAACCAAAAUGAUGUCAUGAAUGGUGCAGAAGUGGUGAAGACUGAAGGGAGAAAAUUCUUUAAGGAUGAUCAAUUUUGUAACUAUUGCAAGAAAACAGGUCAUACAAAGGAGACCUGCUGGAAACUCCAUGGAAAACCACCAAGGAUGGGACGUAAUGGAGGAUACAAAUGGAACCAUUCAAGAGGACAUGCACACUUAGCAAAUUCAGAAGAGGCAGCACAUGAGUCGAGCACCCUAGAGGUGAGAGGAUUCAACAAAGAGGAGAUUGAAUGCCUAAGAACCUUACUCAACACAAUGGAGAAACCAUCUGGAUCAUGCUCUCUUGCUCAAAAUGGACCUAGCUACGGGGAGGACGAUUGGGCAAGCUAGAGUCAAGGAUGGGCUGUGCAUGCUUGGAGUGCAAGACAGCAGUAGUAACUCCCCUU
Molecule: messenger RNA, 1278 nt
Organism: Populus euphratica (Euphrates poplar)
Lineage: Eukaryota; Viridiplantae; Streptophyta; Magnoliopsida; Malpighiales; Salicaceae
Exons: 2
Coding region: 140-1222 (360 amino acids)
Molecular function (GO): nucleic acid binding; zinc ion binding
Source: RefSeq, a predicted model, not a curated record